AAUACUGAGCUCGAGAUUUCUAUUUACUUCCUUUUUGGCAUUGUUAGUUAGAGAGGUUUUUUGUUGUUGUAAGCUUCCUGUUAAUUAUGGGAUAGAUAACGAAUUUCCGAGAAAGACUAGGUGUAUCAGUUCAUUAUCUUGUGUGAUUGUGAAUAUACUUUUCCAUUACUUUGUGUUCUGGCGGGGUUUUUUUUGCGAGAGGAAGUGAGAGAUGGCGUCAGAUAUUACAACGGAGCCGGAUUCUAUAACCAACACCACUGCUUCACCUACAACAACCAUUACCACUACCACUGAAUCAACGACGGUACCGACUACCACCAUUAAUGACGAUUCAACCACUUCAGCACCACCAAACGUAGGCAUGGUUAUCGGUAUCACCAUCUCCGCCACUCUCUUUGUGUUCAUCGCCUUAUUUGUAGCACUAUUUUUGCGAAGAAAGUAUCUAAGGAAAAAGAAGAAACCCCUACCGAACCCACUUCCAAAUCCUGAUGAUAUUGACAAAAUAGCCUUGGAGAAUAGGAGUAAAAAGGUCAAGAAAGGCAAUAAAAAAGAGAAACACACUUAUGAAAAGGACCCCACCUCAACACUCUCUGUGGAGCCCGAGGCACCGUCGUGUCCGGCCUUCAUGGCACCAGACCCACCAUCUAGUAGCUCUGUGGAUUAUGAAAAUGCCCCUUCAAAGAGAAAACAGAAGGAGCUUAAACUAAAGGCUAGUGAGUCUAUCUCUAGUAAUGGCACAUCAGAACCGAAGUAUGUGAACGCCAAGAAAAAAGGUCAGAACAAUGAAGACGUUGAUGAAUAUGUGGCCCCGAAAAUGAGCAAUACCAGAUUGUACUCCACCGGGGAGGGGGCAGAGUAUUAUGUGUGUGAUAAUAAUAAGGCCACAGCAAAAUCUAAAAAAGGUUGGAAAGCCCCACCGCGAAAUCCUCUCGAGGAUAGUAUUACUUCAACAUGCUCUGCAUUGGACUAUGUGAAUAUGCAGAGUCCGUGGAAAUACCUUGAAUUGGUCCCUGAAUCCAAACCUGUCGAUGAGCCCCAAGAUUUGUAUGAACCAAUGAAUUCAUAAGGAUUGCUGAAGUUUGUAUCGUUUUGAAUACGAUAUAUAGCGUUUGUUGUAUGUCUAAAAGAGGAAAAAAUCUGUAUUGAAUAGGAGAAUUAAUUUAAAUUAUCGAAAUGGAAGUGAGAUUUUGGUGGUUAAGUUCAGUUUGUGAACUUUGUGAAAUGUGUGUAAAAAGUGACCAAGAAACUACUGAUAAAAUUGCAUUAUUUAUGAGUAGGGUCUGGUAUACAACUUACGUUGUAUGAAAUAGUUUUCUGCCCUGUUAUAGUGUUUUAUUUGAAACAGAAAGAGGCGGAGUGGAAAGAAUUGACUUAACACAAGUAGUUGUAAAAUUUAAGCAUGAGAGUGAUAUUUAAGCAUACAUGAUUUGGUAUAUCUAGUCCAAUGGUUUUACAUAUGGAUGUAUUCUAGCUACAUUUAACUUAUAAAUACAUGUUUAAGUGUUUAUUUUAUAUUUUGUUUAUUUUUGAGCUUGUUUACGCGUUCCGUGCGUCACUUCCGUAUGUGUAAAUUACCAGUACAAACAGUAAAAAGUGCGUGCUUUUAUGUUUUAAGAGAAAAUUUACUAGCAUCUAUAUGAAGAAAAUAUUUGUAUAGAUAAAAGAAAA
Magallana angulata is the source of this 1668-nucleotide messenger RNA. RefSeq lists its product as uncharacterized. Lineage: Eukaryota; Metazoa; Mollusca; Bivalvia; Ostreida; Ostreidae. The record is from RefSeq and is a predicted model, not a curated record. The transcript is spliced from 4 exons. The coding region runs from base 212 to 1066 and encodes 284 amino acids.